GUGUAUCCAAUGGUGAGUGGCGUUGGCUUCGGUGGCUUGUGGCUUCGUGUAGCGUCGUCUGUGUUACGUUAUACGGCGUUUCAUCAAUUCUAACGACGUUUUGCUUCAUGUUUUUCCUGUAUCAUACUUUCGCGCUUCGUGUUACAUUGCGGCGUGACCUAUACUGUGGUGCAUCCGUGUGGCUUGUUGCGGUGGCAGUUGUGAUAGUACUUCCUGCGGCGGGAAUAGUGCGGCACACUGUGGUUGGUGGCGGCAUCGAUUUCAGCUGCGUUUCAUGUAUCAUCAACUGCGGCGUCGUAUACUGGCUUACGGCGGCUAAUUAUAUUGCGGCGGAGGCGGUGGCUGGUACUGUGGCAUCAUUACGGCAUGUUCAGUGUGGCGGCAAUCCUGUAUUGCUGCGGCAUCUGGCGCAUAUAACGUCAUCCCGGCGAUGCGGAAUCAACCUCGUGUUACGUCGGCAUUGGCUUGUUCCAGUGGUGUCCCGGGCUAGUGUCAUCCUUCCGGCGGUACUGCGGCAACCUCUUGUUCCGACAGUAUCCGGAGCAUAUGGUGGCUACGGUAUAUUGUACGGUCGUGUCACGUUUCGCAGAUUAAAAUACCAGAUGGUGUUUAUCCAUCCAAAGGUUGAUGCUGCGCCCAGCCUUAUAUUCGAAUCCUAUAUCGAAAUGCUGUCCAGACUUAUACCAUGGGGUUUAGAUUCGUGUCCAUUGUCCCAACCUUUGUUCCAAUCUCAU
Molecule: messenger RNA, 734 nt
Organism: Acaulospora morrowiae
Lineage: Eukaryota; Fungi; Glomeromycota; Glomeromycetes; Diversisporales; Acaulosporaceae
Source: the annotation of a GenBank genome assembly